Sclerotinia sclerotiorum 1980 UF-70 is the source of this 1152-nucleotide messenger RNA. RefSeq lists its product as hypothetical. The record is from RefSeq and is a predicted model, not a curated record. The coding region runs from base 1 to 1152 and encodes 383 amino acids. The transcript has a single exon. Lineage: Eukaryota; Fungi; Ascomycota; Leotiomycetes; Helotiales; Sclerotiniaceae.
AUGCGGGGCAUUUACUUGUUGUUCGCAACGUUGAUGUCGUUUUUUCUCUCUUCCGCCCAAACAUUAGUUGCUAUAAAUGAUUUCUCAUUAUCGGAAGCAUCUCCUUCGGAGUCUCCUAGCACAAUAAAACCAGAAACAUCCACGAGCUCGAGGAAGGAUGAAUCGUCAUUCACAUCCUCUUCAGUCACAUCGAUGAUUACGAACACGAUCGCUAUCUCUUCCAUCCUAUCAGCCGCUUCCACAUCAGGAGCAGAUAAUCUACCCGGAAAUGGGGAAGCCACAUCGACAGCAACAACGAGCGCUCCUUUUUCGAGUUCUACAGCCGGAUCAUCUGCAAGCUCUGGCAUAAGCCGCAACACCCUGAUCAUCAUCCUUGCUUCCGUCUUGGGUACGUUCGGUAUCAUUUUAGUCUCAAUCGCUAUAUAUCUUUUCAUUCGUUAUCGGAGAAAUCGAAGUUUUACCGGAAGAGGAGUGACACCGAUAGACGACGACGAGAUUGAAUCGUGGCGGCGCUCGGGAAAUGAGAGAAAAGUGUUUAUGGGUGAGGACCUAGUAAUCGAUAAAGAGACGGGAGGUCGAGAUUAUACACAAUCCAAUACGAUACAAAUGACACAUUCGCCGGGAUGGACGUGGACAGCCUCUCCUACUUCUUCUCGAACACGAUCCCCCUUUUAUCCUUCAGGCGUCUCAAGCUAUAUACCUGAUAGCCCUACUUUCCUCGCCCAGGCACCGAAUGCUAGAAUCGGUCUGACAGACGAAGUAGUGCCUGGUGCGGAACCAUUCAUUAAACCAGUCGAACGACAUAGAUCACGGCUAUCGAAGUCGGGAGGUCAUUCACGCACGAAGAGCAGGAGAAGUAGUGUGAGUGGGAGGAGCAUGUGGAGUGUCAAAAGUGGCAAUGGAGGCGAAUUGAAGGAAUUGAGAGCCAAUGACAGGGUAGCGACAUGGUAUGAUCCAGAAGACGACUUUCGAAUCCACGGAGAUUACAACCACAGAGACUACAACGAUUCAUCGGAUAUGUCCUUUCGAGAAAUGGCAUCAGGCCCUGGGACUCUAGCACCAAUCACACCAUUAUCACCAAGGCCACCGCCGCGAGCUGCGUAUCCACCUUUCUGGGAUAGCGAUCGGGAAAUUGGGUUGGCUAUCUCAUAG